GCCGCCGCCGCCAGUGCAGUGCGUUACGCGUCGCCCGUGUCGUUGGUGUUUUUUUUUUGUUUGUGCGUACGAUUUAUCGUGUGAUCAUUGCGUUUCGAUACGGUGCGAAAUUCAAAUUUUAUUCGCAGUCGUAUAAUAAACGUCGACGGGAAACCGAGUGUUGUCGUGUUUCGAUCGUAAAACAUUGAAUCAAUAACGAUAAUAAUAAUUAAUAACAGUCAAUUACCGUCGUCGCGUCGUCUGUCAGACCGCCAAAGGGUAAUUUCAUCGUUUAGUGCGCGUCCGCCGACCGCCGUCAGUGCAUCGCGUAGUUGCAGCCGGCGUCGAGUGCGUUUUACCAGUUACCGGGUAUCAAAGCGCGAAUGCGCGCGCGCGCAACACCGCCGGUCGCCGAAGCCGCAUACCGUCAUACGAUACAGUGACAGUGAUCGUCCCAGUGCUUUCAGCCUUUCAAGACUUUGCAGAGACCGGUUCACACGUUGCGCGGAAUCAUGUUCGUCGACGUGCUCAAGCGGUACUUGCUGAUCGUGUGGAACUUCUUCUUCGGACAGGCCUCUACAGAAUCGAUCAAAGACAGUCCGUCCUGCCCCAAGGAACAACCAACAGAUUUGGCUGAUGUAGUUCCACCCGUCGAAGUGGAUAGCAAUGGCGAUAACAUCGAAAACAGAGAGGACGAAGAUGACGAUAUUGAAGAGAUUUUCGAUGACGAAGACGAAGAAGGAGAGGAAUUGGAAUUAGAAGACGAGGAUGAAGUCGAAGAGGAUGAAGACGAGAAAGUACCGAUCGUAACGAAAAAACCCGAAGAUAAAGUUGUAACAAAAGACGAACCUACCAAACCCAGUGUCCCGGUCAACAAAACCGAAGAAGUCAAAGUACCGGACGUGCUACCAAAACCAAAAGACGAAGUAAAAAAACCCGAACCGCCUAAGGUCUCGGAAGAAACCGGUGAAAAAGAAAAGCCGAAAGUCGAUAUUGAUAACGCGAAAAAAUCAGAGGUUCCUGCUAAGUUAAAACCGGAAUUCGAGGCGUACGAGAGGGAAGAAGCUCCGCCCACCAAACCUGUGGCGCCUGAAAAGGACGCGUCCAAGUUCAAGUCAUCGGAGUUUGAAAUUGUGGAGAGGGAAGACAAAGACUUGCCGCCGCCAAAGCCAAAGGCUGAAUUCGAAAAUGUGAAAGGAAUGGCGGUUCCACCGCCGCCACCACCGACGUCGACGAUUAAAAGUGACCCGGCUACCGCUCCAGAUUCGGCUAAAGACAACACAAGUCGGCCAGCGGAAGUCAAAGUUGACAGUGAUGACAAAAGCGCACUGAAACCGGCGGCGUUGGAAAAGGCCGCUGCCCACGUGAAAUUUCAAGAGGACGACGACAAAAAGACUUCGGGCAAAGGCCCUGUGCCGGCGGUGGACUUUGCGACAUUGGAAAAAGGUGAAACGGUCGUCAAACCACCGGCAGCGACAACAGGUAACGCUACUGCCGGAGAUGCGGUCGAAGAUUUUUUGUCAGCCGAACAGACGCACGGCGGUCAACUCCUGAACCGCCACCAUGAAUCCAUUCAAGACCAACAGCUGGAUUACAGUGAUUCCGGCGAAGAGCUAUCGGACGACGAUAUUGAAAUCGAUUACGAAGACGACGAGGACGACGAAGAAGUGGUAGAAGUAAAGCCGCUGCCGCCCGUCGCUCGUAGCGUUUAUAAAAAGAACGACUGAACCACCGCCGUGUUUUGUUUAGUCGUCUCGGCGAGCCAUUGUAUAAAAAUAGUUAAAACACAUAUUUUUUUUCUUUUUAUAAUUGUAAAUUAAAUUAAAAAAAAAAAAAAACCCUUAUUCUUUAAAUAAUAAUAAUAAUAA
Molecule: messenger RNA, 1847 nt
Organism: Aphis gossypii (cotton aphid)
Lineage: Eukaryota; Metazoa; Arthropoda; Insecta; Hemiptera; Aphididae
Product: neurofilament heavy polypeptide-like
Exons: 3
Coding region: 492-1706 (404 amino acids)
Source: RefSeq, a predicted model, not a curated record